Naumovozyma castellii is the source of this 309-nucleotide messenger RNA. RefSeq names its product SUMO family protein SMT3 (gene SMT3). The transcript has a single exon. NCBI's taxonomy places the organism in Eukaryota, Fungi, Ascomycota, Saccharomycetes, Saccharomycetales, Saccharomycetaceae. Bases 1 to 309 code for a protein of 102 amino acids. The record is from RefSeq and is a predicted model, not a curated record.
AUGUCCGACAACCAAGAGCAACAACCAGAAGUCAAGCCAGAUGUCAAACCAGAUGUCAAGUCAGAAACUCACAUCAAUUUGAAAGUGUCGGACGGGUCCUCAGAAAUCUUCUUCAAGAUUAAGAGAACAACCCCUUUGAAGAGAUUAAUGGAAGCAUUCGCCAAGAGACAAGGUAAGGAAAUGGACUCCUUGAGAUUCCUGUACGACGGUAUCAGAGUCGGUGCCGACCAAACCCCUGAAGAUUUAGACAUGGAAGACAACGAUAUAAUUGAGGCCCACAGAGAACAAAUCGGUGGUGCUUCUCUAUAG